Molecule: messenger RNA, 1275 nt
Organism: Closterium sp. Naga37s-1
Lineage: Eukaryota; Viridiplantae; Streptophyta; Zygnematophyceae; Desmidiales; Closteriaceae
Source: the annotation of a GenBank genome assembly
AUGGCCCCGCGAUUUGCGCUCCUUGUUUUGCUCCUCUCCCUCCUCCCCCUCGUGCUACCGCAUUCUAUCCGCCUUCCCUCUGCGCCAUGCGCCGCGCGGAUCGCGGCGCGGAGCCUAGAGGGGCGCGGGGUGCACCGCGUGCUGCGCACGUCGAUCCGCGUGACAUGCCGCGCGGACAUCCUCCGCCCACGUCAUUCAGUCGAUGCACACGUGGCGUGCGGAGAAACGUCCGCUACUAGAACGGGGAGUCGCGGGUUAAAUGUGAAUGACGGAGAGACAGAACGAGGGAGAGCGGUUAGAGGAGAUGAGGAGUGGCAUACAGAUGGGUGCAGAGCGGUACCGGAGCAGCGAGCCGACCUCAGUAGCUGCACUACUGCUGAUGAACACAUGGGAAGCAGUGGGGCGGCAGGGAGGACACGUGUCACGAUACGAUUGGAGCAGCCCAUUCCACGUGGGCUAUACGCAGAUCCGUUUGAGCUGGAGAGAAUCCUGCGACCAGCGGGCGACCGAGCCUGGGUGGUAGGUCCGGUGGAGCUGGAGCAGCCGGCGCCGCGCUGUGAAGCAACAGUUGCAGUGAUGGAAAGGGACGUGCACGUGGGGGAGGGGGAGCGGAAGGGGGAGGGGGGAGGCGCAGGGGGGAAAGUGAGGAAGGGGGAGGGUGCAGGGGACGAGGAGGGGCGGGGGGAGGGGGAAGGGGAUAUGCGAGUGGGGGAGGAUGAGGUUGCAUUCUCAUUGGAGUUCAGUUUGCCUCUGCACUCCCGAUACCCGGCCGUGCAGCCAGCUCUCUCCCCGCCACUCUCCCCUCUCUCCCUCCCCUGGGACUUGAAGCAACUUCAAGCCACCCUUCAGAGGAACCACUCUUUUCUGUCCUCCCUCUCCUCUCUCUUCUCUCUCUCCACCCUCACCUCUCUCACACAAGCCCUCACCGGCAGCUGCAGCCAAUCAUACGCCGCAAUUCAUGUGCCCUUGCCUUCAGCAUGCCUCGUGCUCCCUCCUCCCCCGACCUCACCUGCAGAUGGGGAAACGGACGGGUCUGGGGGAGCAGCAAGACUGGGAGGAGACUCGGAGGGAGACGAAGCAGAGCAAAGGCAUGAGGAGGUGAGGAGGGAGACGGAGGAGGGGGCGUUGGUAUGGGAGGUGCCGGCGGGGUGUGCUGCCCACACGCCCCUGGUGCUGUGGGGUACGUCCCUAGCUGCUGCUGUGGGGGCUCUGGUGCUUGUUGCCGCGGCUGCUGCUGCUCCCGUGCACACAGCAGGUGCCAAGGCCAGCAGUUGA